This is a messenger RNA of Triticum aestivum (bread wheat), 802 nucleotides long. RefSeq lists its product as uncharacterized. Bases 100 to 372 code for a protein of 90 amino acids. NCBI's taxonomy places the organism in Eukaryota, Viridiplantae, Streptophyta, Magnoliopsida, Poales, Poaceae. The record is from RefSeq and is a predicted model, not a curated record. The transcript has a single exon.
AGCCUUGUGGAGAGAAAUCUACCACCGCUCUCCCUCUUCCUCCCGGCCUGCACACGCACAAGCAGCGAGCCUUCCUCCUCCAGUCCUCAUCUUUCUGCCAUGAAGCCCCCUCACUUCACCGGGGAGGCCGCCGCCGGCGCCUCCUGGGCUCACGAGGUCAAGCAGGCCCUUCGUGACAAGCUCCGGUGGACACCCGCCGCGGGCACCACGGGCACCGGCGGCCACGGCGCCGCGAGGCCGCCGGCGGCCUCCUCGGCUGUGACCGCCGAGCCGGUGGCGCAGCCGGCCCACGGCGCCGACUGCCGGGGCUUGGCCGCCGCCGAGGACCCCAUCAGGAGGGUCAUGUUCUUGGCCCCCUGGGGCCACACAUAAACGGAAAAAGCAAGUGCACGCGCGCACGGCCAUGCCUUGGCCGGAUCUGCAACUGCACCUCAACAAAAAUAUGGACUACUACGUACAUAUAUAUAUGUGGCCGUAUGGACCAUGAACUGAACAUGAACUCAUCAAGGACCAAUUAAAAACUGGGACUAGAUCGGGAGAAGAAGAAGAUGUGGUGCUUGAGUUAUUUGUUCAUUCAUGUUUCUCUUGGGAGAGAUGCAUGCAUGCAUGCAUGGGGAGAUCUCGCCCUGACGGGUUCGUGCAUAACGGCGUUGAUGGGUUGUUGAAGCUGCGCAAGAGCUGCAGCUUUGUUGUAGCCAUGAACCUGUUUUUCGUUUCUCUCCAGAAAUUCUGUACCAAGAGCCUGUGAAAAGCUAUGUGUGUAUGAGACUAUGAGCUAGUAAAAAGAACUGUUCCUCCUUUC